AUGAUUAGCGCAGGAACGCAACUAAUCGUUAUUGGAAAGGAGAUAGAGAGCAUUGUGGUGUGGAGAUACAAGUUAGAGAUGCAUAAGUGGACCAAAGGACCUUCAAUGAUCACACCGCGGGUCAUGUAUGGUUCCGCGAGCCGUGGGACCGACGCUUUCUUUGCUGGAGGAGUCAAGAUUCACGAAAAUGGAACCCCCGAGGUUUUGAGCGCGGUGGAGAAGUACAAUGCUGAUACCAAAACAUGGACAAUGAUACAUGGAAUGCACAAGCGAAGGAAAUUCAGUUCGGAAUGUUUCUUGCGAGGCAAGUUUUGUGUCAUUGGUGGUCCUGAUGAAAAUGAUAAAUACUUAAUUUGUGGAGAAAGUUACGACAAGGUGAAAAAUUCUUGGACGCUGAUACCAGACAUGCUCAAAGACAUAACGUUUAAGUCUCCCCAAAUGCCGCCUCUAAUCGUGGUGGUCAAUGAUAAUCUUUACUCAUUGGAUACAUCUUCGAACGAGUUACAAGUUUAUGAUGUAAACGCAAACGUUUGGAAGAAAAGAAAGCAAACACUGCCAAAGGUUGGGGAGUUGUGUUUAAAUCGAUUGGAGAUAGGCUUUUGGUGA
Molecule: messenger RNA, 606 nt
Organism: Arabis nemorensis
Lineage: Eukaryota; Viridiplantae; Streptophyta; Magnoliopsida; Brassicales; Brassicaceae
Source: the annotation of a GenBank genome assembly